Geosmithia morbida is the source of this 1110-nucleotide messenger RNA. RefSeq lists its product as uncharacterized. Bases 1 to 1110 code for a protein of 369 amino acids. Lineage: Eukaryota; Fungi; Ascomycota; Sordariomycetes; Hypocreales; Bionectriaceae. The transcript has 4 exons. The record is from RefSeq and is a predicted model, not a curated record.
AUGUCGUCUCUGGGACCACCUGGCCCCGGGGCUCACGGGCUCAACUUCAACCCAGCUGGCCUCAGACGGAAUCCGGGCUUCCCUCCGCCGCACCCCGCUCAGCCGAACAAGCAGUCGCCCGUUCCUCAUACCGCGUCACCCUACCAGUCUCAGUACGCUCCUCAGCAUCCGCCUCAGCAGUACCCCCAUCACCUCUUCGCGCCCCAGGUCAACGGAAAUGUCCCCAACGGUGCCUCGAGGGCUCCCAACGCCCACCCGCAGAAUGUUCUGGGCGUUCAGCACUCAAGCCCAAGCCCAAGCACAGGCACAGGCACAGGCACAGGCCCAGGCACAGGCACAGGCACAGGCACAGGCACAAGCACAGGCACAGGCACAGGCACAGGCCCAGGCCCAGGCUCAAGCACAGGCUCAAGCACAGGCUCAGAUUCAGAUGCAAGCACAGGCAACGCCGCCGGCACCGGCACCGGCACCGCAGGCCAAGGGAGGCCGAGGCCAUCCCACUCCACAGCAGAAGCAGAAGCAGAAGUCAGCGGGCUCGACUCGAGGCUCCUCGACGACCCUUCGUACGUCCCGACGCAGCCCAUGGGGGAGAUGAUGUCGCCACCACCCGAGGGAGGUAGCUAUCCAACGUUGGAGGCUGUCCAGAAGGCCGUCCUGCGCUACUGCACCUCGGUGGGCUACGCUAUCGUCAUCGGCCGCUCCAAGAAGACGCUGCCGGGGUUGAAGAAGGUGCUCUUUGUCUGCGACCGCGCAGGGAAGCCGCCCAACAGGGUCAGCCCAGAGUUCCGGAAGCGAAAGACGUCGUCGAGGAAGUGCGACUGCCCAUUCGGGUUCUUCGCCAUAGAGCAGCGUACGCAGUGGACGAUUCGUUACCGGCCAGACAAGACAUCGGAAGAAAAGCUACGACGCGAGCUCGCCAAGGUCAAGGAAGAUUUCAAGAAGAUGGAAGAGGAUAAGCAAAAACAGAUUGACGAGCUCAAGAGCAAGAUUGAGGAGAAGGACCAGAUGAUUCACAAGUUUGAAACGUUUAUCGACAUCUGCAAUCAGCGAGUCAUGGUGCAGAGGGAGCGUCUCGAAGGUGGGCAGUCCGGGGGUGGUAACCUGCCAUGA